GGCGCGCCGGCUGCAUCCCCAUCCUCGGCGUCGCCCGGCACAGCGAGCGGGAGCGAGGCGCGGGCGGCCGGAGCGCGGCAGGCGGAGCGCCAGGCCGGCCAUGGCCACCACCAGCACCACGGGCUCCACCCUGCUGCAGCCCCUCAGCAACGCCGUGCAGCUGCCCAUCGACCAGGUCAACUUUGUAGUGUGCCAACUCUUUGCCUUGCUAGCAGCCAUUUGGUUUCGAACUUAUCUACAUUCAAGCAAAACUAGCUCUUUUAUAAGACAUGUCGUUGCUACCCUUUUGGGCCUUUAUCUUGCACUUUUUUGCUUUGGAUGGUAUGCCUUACAUUUUCUUGUACAAAGUGGAAUUUCCUACUGUAUCAUGAUCAUAAUAGGGGCGGAGAACACGCACAAAUAUUGUUUUGUGUUUGCUUUGGGAUACCUCAUAGUGUGCCAAAUUACUAGAGUCUAUAUCUUUGAUUAUGGACAAUAUUCUGCUGAUUUUUCAGGCCCAAUGAUGAUAAUUACCCAGAAGAUUACUAGUUUGGCUUAUGAAAUUCAUGAUGGGAUGUUUCGAAAGGAUGAAGAGCUGACUCCAUCCCAGAGAGAUUUAGCUGUAAGGCGUAUGCCGAGCCUACUGGAGUAUUUAAGCUACAACUGUAACUUCAUGGGUAUCCUGGCAGGCCCCCUCUGCUCUUACAAGGACUACAUUACUUUCAUUGAAGGCAGAUCCUACCAGCUGACACAAGCAGGCGCAAGUGGCAGAGAAGAACUACACUGUGAAAGAGCAGAGCCGUCUCCAAAUACGGCAGUUAUUCAGAAACUCUUAGUCUGUGGACUGUCCUUGUUCUUUCACUUGACCGUCUCGAACACGUUACCUGUGGAGUAUAACAUUGAUGAGCAUUUCCGAGCUACAGCUUCGUGGCCGACAAAAGUGACCUAUCUCUAUGUCUCUCUGUUGGCUGCCAGACCCAAAUACUAUUUUGCAUGGACGUUAGCUGAUGCCAUUAAUAAUGCUGCAGGCUUUGGUUUCAGAGGAUAUGACAGAAAUGGAGAAGCUCGUUGGGACUUAAUUUCCAAUUUGAGAAUUCAGCAGAUAGAGAUGUCAACAAGUUUCAAGAUGUUUCUUGAUAAUUGGAAUAUUCAAACAGCUCUUUGGCUCAAAAGGGUGUGUUAUGAACGAGCCUCCUUGAGCCCAACCAUCCAGACGUUCAUUCUGUCUGCCAUUUGGCAUGGGGUCUACCCAGGAUAUUAUCUGACGUUUCUAACAGGAGUGGUGAUGACGUUAGCAGCUCGAGCUGUAAGAAAUAACGUCAGACAUUAUUUCACUGAACCUCCCCAGCUUAAAUUAUUGUAUGAUGUUAUCACAUGGACAGUAACCCAGAUAACGAUAAGUUACACAGUUGUGCCAUUUGUACUUCUUUCUGUAAAACCAUCAUUGAUGUUUUAUGGCUCCUGGUAUUACUGCCUUCACAUUGUUGGUAUCUUAGUAUUAUUGUUGUUACCAGUGAAAAACACUCAAAGAGGAAAGAAUACACAGGAAAAUGUCCAGCUGUCACGAUCCAAAAAGUUUGACGAAAGAGAAAACUCUCUGGGACGGAAUAGUUUUUCCACAACAAACAAUGUUUGCAGUCAGAAUCAAGAAGUAGCCUCUAGACAUUCAACACUAAAGCAGUGAUGGGGAGAACGCUCAAUGACUAUUUUUUGUAUGUUAACCGAAUCCAAUCUUAGCACCUUCUCAAGAGGUUUGGGUUUGUUUGAAAAGAGGUUAAGUGGGGGGAAAACCAGACAGUUAUUGAUAGGGAAUUUCCUGUGUACCGAUUGGAAAUGGGGUGAAAUACCCCCUCCCAUGCCAUGUCCCUGUGGGCCACGCCUUAUAUAUAAUAUUUCCAUGAUUUCAAUGACACUCAGGACCUCAGCAUAUGUCCGUAGGGUCGUAGGUGUGCCCUGUUGCUGAAUGUACGUUGUGAAUCCCAAGGCACUGAAGAAGUGGAAAAAUAAUUGUGUCAAUCUGGAUGAUUGAGAGAAAUUAACUUUUUCCAAAUGACUGUCUUGCCUUAAACCCUCUAUUUCCUAAAAUAUUGUUACUAAAUGGUAUUUUCAAGUGUAAUAUUGUGAGAACACUAUUUCAGUAUUUGAUGUUGUGUGCCGUAAAGGAAUUCUGGAGGCAUUUGAAACAGGAUAGUUAAGAAUGUGGAUACUUUAAAAAUGCAAUAAACAUCUCAGUAUUUGAAGGGUUUUUGUAAAGGGUCUCGAAUGACUACAGUACGUAGAGGAACUAUAAGCAGGUUCCCAAAUUAUAGGUAGGUGAUCCUCCCGGAGAGUUUAAUUACCUGUGUCUGUCAGAGAGCCCUUCAAGGAAGAAUUCCUUAAACAUAAUUAAAGGUUGGCAAUGCGAUCCUUUAAGCUUAUCUUCUUCAAGGAGAGAGAGACGACGAUGAAGGAAAGCAGGAAGGAUGGCAUGAAUGGAGAAAGCGCCAUGUGGCUGGAGCGAGACCUGGUGGCAGCUGUAACAGGUCGCGGGUGCUCAGCAGCCGUGCUUCUCCCCCUUAUUUAUCUGAGAUUUUUGUGAUUAUGUAAGACAUAAAAGUUUGAUAACUUUUUAAUGCGUUGGACUCUGAGAUUUAUCAAGACUAAGUUAUAUAGAAUUAUAAGAAGAUUAUGAAAAUAAUAGUGAAAGUGGAAUCAUUGAGUAAAGCUACUAUCUGGCUAGUUACUUUCUCAUCCUUGACAGUUUAAUUCACAAUUAGGAAAGUUUUAGGGGAAGGAAAACUUAAAGUCUUUGGGUCUGAGCCACAUUUUUAAGAAUAAUAUAAAUUAGUUUCCAAACCCUUAACUUCUCACAUUCAAAUUUUGCUGUUAACGCUUGUUACUGAGUAUUUGAUUCUGUAAGUAGAAAAAUGUCUCUUUAUCUUACGGGCCAUUUUCACCAAUCGGAACCUUGCCUUGAAUUCCUCCGAGGUGUCUCCUUUAAUCCCACAGCCUUGUGAUGCUGCAGUAGCUGCGAGAGAAGCCUGGGAUGUGAUGCCAGCCUGGUGCCAGGGCCUCGGCCAUGGAUCCUGAAUCACGGGGGCCGAGGGAGAAGGGUGGGUAGGGCUUUCGGACUACACCUUUAUUUGACCAAUCUUUUGUGGAAUUUAUUUUCUGUUUGCCUUAAAUUAUUUAAUGAAAUGCAAAUUAUCUAUGGUAAGUCUCUUUAUUUUUGUCAUUAAUAAAUUUGCAAAUGAACUUAACAGAACAACUAUGUGGCUUAAGCGAUGUAGUAUUUCAUUUAAAGAAGAAAGGAAAAACAAAUAAAUGUACUUGGAACUUUUGAGGUCUUAAUUAGCAAAAAUGUCAAUGUAUCAUUUUAGAACUUUAGAUAUAUCCGAGUAUUUGUUUCUAUGAAAUGUUUUUAUGUUUCUAAAGGUAAAUUUUUUCCACCUGAUGAGGUUAGCCAUGCCCUGUUACCUCUUGGGAAAGAAUAGAUAGCUGAAUAAAUUUUCUCUUUUCCCCCCAUGUGUUGAAAUUAAGCUUGCUGUGUAAUGUGAGAGGAUAGAUAGAAAAGAAUAAUCAUGGAAAGUAUCUGCCUCCCCAAAAUCUCUCCUCAGUUUAAUUAGUGCUACAGAGAAUCUGAUCACUGUUGAGAAAAAGUAAACAAAUUUAGAGUUUAAAAGACAAGUCUAGGCAUGUCAUAAGUGAAAACAAGAAAGCUUAUGAAAACAUUUUUGUUCAGCCUAUUUAGCCACUUAUAAUAAUCACCACUUAUUUGUAUUACCUGACUCUAUUUUAUUUCUGUAAAUGUAAAAUCACUCUUCUCUCUUGCUCAGUGAAUAUAACCAUAGGGCUACCAUGGAGAAAGCAAGACACUGAUGAAUUUUCCAGUUACUUUGAAGAUAAAUAGACUGAUUUUCAUCCCCCAGACCAACUAGUUUCUUGUUUUGUUUUUUUGUAUGAAAUGAUUUUAGGAUAGCUUUUCUCUAAUUUUGGAUAAAUUAUAAUCACAAGUAUGCAAUCUAGAAGAAAAACUAAAGAAAUCAUUCUAAUUCUUGACUUGACUUUUCUCCACAAGAAGAAACUUUUUGUGCUCUAUGCAAUGAACAUAUCUACUUGGAGUGUUGUAAGGAUUGAUACUUGACUUCCACUUAUAGAAGAAGAACUGAAAACUGGUGUAUCUCUCUUCUGCUGUUAAGUAUGAAGCAAUUCAGUAUAAUCUGGGCUUCUCCUUUUCUCAUCGUUGAAUAGGAUUCAGUGCAUAUUUACAUUAUUUCUCCACUUUUCAGUUGUCAUGAGACCACCCCAGAGAUGAUCAAUCAAUAUCGUAUUUAUACUUUCGGUUAAUUAUUAUACUACUCAGGGGAAAAACAAUGAACAAAAAUAAUUAUUCUUCCCUCAGUUUCAUUUUCUUGAAACAGUAGCAGUUAAUUUGUGUAUCUUAGCUGUCACCAUUUUCAAGUGGCUUAUUCUUGGUUUUUAAAAAUAAGCAUUUUUUUAUUGGAAUUCUGGGUAAUUGGGGAAAUUUAUUUAGCUUCUAAAAUGUCCCACGUAAUAGAGACAGUUUCUUUGGCUUCAAAAAUGCCCAGCCACCACUUAUGUCGCCACCAUACUUUUGGUUAAAAAGUAUUUUUGUUAUUGAUCUCUGCUAUGUGUGACAUUCCCAUACAGGGUUUCCACAGAUACCAGUCUUGAGAAAAAUCUGCGGUAAGAAGAAUGGUUCUAAAAAGUGAAGGUAACUCACACUGAAGCACUAAUGAUGUUGGGAGGAGACUUGGGUCUUCAUCUCGCUCAGUCACUAAUGACCCUGUGACUUGGACAAGGCACCUGUGUUCUAGACUAGAGUUGCUGAAUAAGCCCAAAGGGUCAGUCCUAAAAGUUUGUGACCAGUUGUGUUUGUAAUGAAUGGAAGCCUUAAGCAAGAUCUUUUAAGAGUCACAAACAGGGCAAGUUUGCAAUCAUAAUUAUUGUCAUGGUCAUUUACUUUUAUCACUUGUGCUCAAAGCCCUGACUUUUCAAAAGAUUUUCUGUGGCAACAGAAGAAAACCUUUCAGUCCAUGGCAGCAUACUGCUUUUACUGAAUAUAGCCCAUAAAAUGAAUUUUCCAUAAUGAAAUAGUCUCCACUGAAGAAAACAUAUUUUCCUUUAGUUUUCUCUGCUUUUUUGGUUUCUGUUUGUGAUGUGUAGAAUUGAAGGAGGUACGUGCUAAAAAAUAUUUUAUACAAAUUACCAGCUUUACCGGACAGGGUUUACCACCAUAUAACUUCUCAAAUAUAAUUUCAUUCAAAGCUAUUUAAAGCAUAUUUAAUUUAGUUACACCUUACUUUAAACUACAGGAAAAUUACUUAAAAUUUUUGCCAUUAAACUAAUUACAAAAUUUAUACUUUCAUUCGAGGACUAGAAUACACUUAGGACAAAAAUCUUUCCUAUUUAUAAUUCAUACCCUAUACAUUUUAAUUUGUAUGCUCAUGAACAGCUCUGGACAUUUAUACUUUUUUGUUUCCUUAUAAACUGUUCAAAAUUAUUAGUUAAUUGGUUUUAAGAGUUCUACAUUAUAACUGAAAGAAAAGAUUACUUGAAAGAAUAAUUGUUUCAGAAUGGUGCCCAUGAUUGAUUGCUGUGUCAGCAAAGGAUUUGUCCAGAGUUUUAGAUAUAAACCAGUAUUUUGUGGAGUUUCAUUCAGCCACGAGUAGUCCGUCCUGGCUGAAGCUGAAUACAUCAGCUCUAACGUAGGUGCAGAAUUCUAAACAACACUGUGAAAUAUAACCUUAACUGCCCUCCAGUACCAUGAAACCAUGACACUGGACCCAGCUACCGAGUAUCUGGUAGUUGGUACACUGAGCUUAGAUGCUGAGGGUUCUUCUUUCUAGCCUUUCCUUGUAUUAAUAAAAAGGGGCUUGUGUCCAUGCAGCAUCCAAAUGCUGAAGGACAAGAUUUGCAUUUAAGAGAAGAAAAUCCACUCUCAAAUUUGGAUUUGAAAGAUCAGAAUGGAGGGGGGCUCUCCAGUGUUUUUCUGCAGCACCACACGGUCAAAUCUAUUUGUAGUAACUCUCAUUACAGAAGAAAGUUUUAAAUGCCAUUUCCAUGUUGGUAUUGGUAGGAACGCUCUUCUCAUCACUGAUGAAGUUGCACUUUGAGGCUCUUGUAGAGAGGAUGCGACCAAUUCCAUUAGGAGGGGUGGGCUGCUUGUUCUGUUUUUAUAUGUUUGAAAAUAAUAUUUAUUUUAAUAGGUUUUUAACAUUAUGCAAAUCCCAGUAAAGAACUGACAGGCUCUAUAGGUCAUUCAUUGGGAAGACUUUCUAAAAAGGAGCCUAAAGACACGGUUUUAUGCUAAUUUGUCUUGCCUUGAAAACUGAUUGUAACUGUCUUUUAGUACACCUUUUCUAAAGCAAGCAAACAAACCCCAAGACUAUGUGUUCUAUAAACAGUAGUAUCAAGAUCCACGCAGAACCACUGUGCAAAGCUUACUCAGUGAUGCAUAGCCAUGUCCCCCAGUCACGUUUUAUCACAUUUUGCUACUAUAAAAAGAAAUGGAAAUAGAAUGAAAAACCAAAAGUUACAGAGCAACAGUAGUAGGACGACUAGCAUUUUCUUAAUAACAUGUUGGAAAUGGAAAAAGUGACUGGCUGCCUUUUACUGGUGUCAUACACAUCUGUGUCCCGCCCAGUCUCUCUUUUGGGGUAACUUCUUUGAGAAACUGAUGUGUUGAUAUUCCUUUCCAAUGAAAGGACAAACACAGGUAAAGAGUUUGACGAACUUUUGAAGUAUGCCUCUUUCCCAAUUUUAAAUAUUUUUGGUAUGUGAAUUUGUCAACAAAGUACAUUUGCUCCUGACUUCGUCAUGUGGAGAAAGGAAUCAAACAUCCAACACAAACGUGUUCCAAACCAGCCUUUUCCAUCUUCUGUCACCUGCACGUGACCACCUCUCCGAGCCAGAAGGGGCACAAUACAAAGCAGUAGGGACGAAAGUAAAAAUAAUUCCGUUGAACCUGAGAAACCUGCUCCAUACAGAGUGAAAGUGUGUGAUCUGAAUCCUGGCUUCCUUUAAAAGCUGUAUUUUGAUGUCCGCCUGAGAGGCGUCGAACACUGUUCCCCAAUCAUGAGGAGGGGCCCAGCGCCAGAACCAGUAUUUACAGGACUCUUUUGCCUUCCCAGGGUGAGACUAGAAUGUGGUGUUCUGUGCUUUUUGUUUUUAUUAUUCCAAAAUAUUUUUUUAAAGAAGUGUUAUUUUUCAACAGAUCCAUACGUUUGUUCCUGUUGUAUGCUAAAUUAAAACUACCACUGUGUCAGUUACACUGUGACGUGAUAAUUUCAUAACCACUCAUUUCUAGUCUGUGUCCCUAGCGCUGCUGCACUGGUGGCUUAUUGCUGGGUUUUAAAGAUAUUUUUAACUUACAUAUGAAUGUUUUUUUUUCUAAUUUGUGUGUCUUUAAAACUGAUUAAACAGUGGUUUAAAAUCA
Molecule: messenger RNA, 7417 nt
Organism: Hipposideros armiger (great roundleaf bat)
Lineage: Eukaryota; Metazoa; Chordata; Mammalia; Chiroptera; Hipposideridae
Gene: MBOAT2
Product: membrane bound glycerophospholipid O-acyltransferase 2
Exons: 13
Coding region: 101-1663 (520 amino acids)
Biological process (GO): lipid modification
Cellular component (GO): membrane
Molecular function (GO): acyltransferase activity
Source: RefSeq, a predicted model, not a curated record